AAAACAUGAUUUAAGCAUCCUACCAGCCCGCCGCUUCCGGCUAUCCAUGAACUGUCAACCCACCUGUUCUCUAGGCCAAGCGUAGUCAGGGUAUAAAAAAAAAAAAAAAGAGACAAAAAAAAAAUAGUAAUAAUGCAAUUUCAAAUGCCUAGCAUAUUACUUACCUGGCUACUGCUGCUUCUCGGCAUCUGCUUCGCCGACGAGCUCAGGGUUCACGACACAUCCUUUCAACCCGAUUACGUGCUGGUGGCGACGGCGCAAAACAUCACCAUCAACUGCCAGACACGAUAUUCCGUCGUCUUCAACGGCACCUCCCCAGGUCCGUCACUGGCGUUCCGCGAGAAUCAGACGACGUGGGUACGGGUUUACAACCAAAUCAAGGAUCAAAACGUCACGGUGCACUGGCACGGACUCUCUCAGCGAACCGCUCCCUUCUCCGACGGCACCCCGUUGGUCAGCCAGUGGCCAAUCGCACCAAGCAACUUUUUCGACUACGAGAUUCGACCCGAUGUUGGCAGCGCCGGUACUUACUUUUACCACAGCCACGUCGAAUUCCAGGCCGUCACCGCACACGGCGCAUUGAUCGUCGAGGAUUGCGGCAAGCCCCCUUACGAAUAUGACGACGAGAUAAUUGUCGCCCUGGGCGAGCACUAUCCAAAGACGGACCGUCAAAUCCUCGAUGAUCUGCAUGCGAAGCCCUUCAGGUGGUCGGGUGAGCCCGAGGCCAUUCUUUUUGGCGGGCGCUCCGGCAACAAGUCCUUCUCCGAAGCCUCUCACGAUUCUUGCAAGCCUGCCCUGAUCAAAGUCAAGCCCGACAAGACGUACCGCAUGAGGUUCAUCGGCGGCACGGCCAUGUCUCUGGUCGUUAUGGCGUUUGAAGACCACCACGAUCUGACCAUCAUCGAGGCCGACGGCUCGUAUACAAAAGCGGCCAGCACGGACAGACUCCAGGUCGGGUCGGGCCAACGGUACAGCAUUCUUUUGAAAACAAAGUCGGCAAAGGAUGUUGCCAGCGCCAACAAGACCAACUUUUGGAUCCAGUAUGAAACGAGGGGGCGGCCAACCAACGUGACCGGGUGGGCACUGAUACAAUAUGAUCUUCCAGAUCAAGCAGAAGCAACUCUGCCCGCAACCCUGCCGUCCAACCCUGUUACUACUAUUCCCGAUAACCCCAGUACUUGGAUGGAGUAUACGCUGCAGCCUUUGCAGGACAGUGUUCGUCAAAAGUUUCCAAAGCUUUCCGAGGUGACACGGACCAUUUACCUCAACGUUAAGCAGGUGGUAGUCGACGGAAAUGUGGUCAACGGGAGCGUCAAUGGCUCAAUACAGUGGGCUCAAGCCGCGAAAAAUGUGCCUCCCAUACUGAUCGGCAUCAUCACAACCGGCAUCUCUCCGUCCAGAGAUGCUGCACUCGCCAACGACGGUUGGGACCCGACCACACAAACGUUCCCAGCGGCCGUGGGGGAAGUAAUAGACAUCGUCUGGCAGGGAAACUCGGGGCAGCUAGGAAGUUGGGACGUCCAUCCCAUGCACACUCACGGGACCCACAUCUACGACCUUGGUAGCGGCAACAAUACCUAUGACGCCGCGGCCGUGGAUGCUCAGCAUUUUGCAGACGGCAGUUUCGUGCCGGCCCUUAGGGAUACCACCAUGCUGUACCGCUAUGCGGCCAAGGGUGAGCAAAAUCAUACAGCCGGGUGGCGAGCGUGGCGCGUACGGGUUACCGAGGAUGACAUUGGUGCCUGGGUUAUGCAUUGCCAUGUCCUCCAACACAUGAUGAUGGGAAUGCAGACAGUGUGGGUUCUCGGGACGGCAGCUGAGAUUCUCAAAAAGUUUCCCAGCACUCCAUACGUCAAUGGUUAUCUGACGUUUGGAGGAAACGCAUAUGGAAACGCGACAUAUGAUCCACUAGUAAUGCACCACUUCUGA
Messenger RNA from Pyricularia grisea, 1929 nucleotides. RefSeq lists its product as uncharacterized. The coding region runs from base 133 to 1929 and encodes 598 amino acids. Lineage: Eukaryota; Fungi; Ascomycota; Sordariomycetes; Magnaporthales; Pyriculariaceae. The transcript has 2 exons. The record is from RefSeq and is a predicted model, not a curated record. Gene Ontology annotation, molecular function: oxidoreductase activity; copper ion binding.